GAGUAUGGGAAAGUGGCAACGCUGGCACCAGCUGACUAAUAAUAAUAAUAAUAAGCCGAAUAAACAAGAGUGGGGACAUGAGCAUAAACUGGAUAAAAAUUACAGAACGGGCCCGAGAGGGUAUAAAAAUCAUCAAUGCCCUGCCGUACGAUACCUUCAACACGGUGCUGUGGUACACCCAUCGGCAGAUGAGCCCCAGCGCAACGGCUGCAGCCCCGACGAGCACCGUGGGCACCAGCGUCACCACCACGGAGCGGGCCGACAGCAUCGCCGAGGACACACCCACCAGCAGCAAUGAGCCGGAGUACACGCUGGAGGAGCUGGAGCGGCUGGUGGGCGUGCCGCGUGCCGACUUUUUGCUGCUAAUCAAAACAUUCUCGUACAUCCUGCGUCGCAUCUCCACGUUCAUCAUUAAGCCGAGUCUGCUGCAGCGCGAGCUGCGCGAGAAGCUCCAGCUGGAGGACGAGGCCAAGAUCGAUGCCAUUCUGCGGCUGUGGGUGCGCGAGGCGACUCCGAUCAUGGAGAAUCUGGCCAGUCCGCGCUACGAGUCAAAUGUGGUCGAGGACGUGGCCUGGAAGCUGCACGUAGAGGUCUCCUCGCAUUGCCAGCAACGCGACAAGACGCCAAUAGGCGUGCUGCAGUUGCGAACAGCAGCUGGAGAGGACAUUAGUUCAGAGAUGACACACCCAGAGCUAUUGCAGCUCUACAAUCAGUUUGAACAGAUUCAAGCCGAGCUGGAUGCCACGCUGGCCAUGACGGAAACAGCUCCAGCCUCUGGUGCAGCCAGUAUCAGUGGCAGUGCCCAGUAGGUGAUCAUUCCCCUUGCCACUUUAUCUUUUAUGACCAGGGAAACUGCCACACCUCAAUGGUAUCUUCCUACUUAUAAAUAUGCUUUAUACUCCACAAUAUGUAUUCAAAUUGUGAGAGAUACCCUGUUAAACCUAUCUUUAAAUAGUACUUAGAAAAAAAUCUACAAUAAAUUAACCCAAA
Molecule: messenger RNA, 990 nt
Organism: Drosophila persimilis
Lineage: Eukaryota; Metazoa; Arthropoda; Insecta; Diptera; Drosophilidae
Gene: Vlet
Exons: 2
Coding region: 78-809 (243 amino acids)
Source: RefSeq, a predicted model, not a curated record